CUUACUGAGCAUAAACGUGCGUUGUAUUUAUUUUGAAUUAAAUUUUAAAUCCUCUAUUGUUGUAUACCUAAUAAGAUUUAAAAAUGUAAAUGUGUUGUUAAUUAAGGUUAAAAGUUUUAAACCGUAUGUAAUUCAUUUAUAAAUGACGUGAAUUUUAAUUUUGAAUCGUAGGCGAACACAAAUAUUAAGUAUUAUUCUAAGAAUGUCUCAUCACGCCUACCUUCGUAUCCUGGGCUACGUCACCACCAUAGCGCUGCACGUCUCCAAUAUCACGGUGAUGAUGACCUCCUUCCAUGGAGAGCCCAUGAAGAAUGCCUACGUCAGACAUUUUAGCGAAAUGCAGUUCUUUUUCUUUACUUGUUGGACUUUUUUCUUCCAAACGGCAUACGCGAUAUUUGCUCUCUACACUGAUGUCCUAACACUGAAGAAUUCAGACAACAAAUCAUAUGAGCUGCCCAAUCUGCUGGCUGGGGCGAGAGAUGCCUUCUUCACAAUUAUGGUUUACCCAUCUACAAUUCUAGUCUUCACAGUCUUCUGGCCGUUCUUCUAUUAUGACAGGAGUCUUCUGUUUCCUGCAGACAUCGACUUGGUGAUCUCGAAGACUUCCAACCAUAUAAUGCAUACUUACAUACUUCCUAUUGCCAUCUGGGAGGUCAUGUUUAGGAGGAGGAAGCCUCCCAAAUCCCAUGUGUGGCACAUUUUGGGAGUCGAAGCUCUUGCGCUGACGUAUUUUUCCGUAUUAUUCUUCGUCCACGCCGUCAAAGGAGUCUGGAUAUACCCAAUAUUCGGCAUUCUGAAAGGAUCUAUAUUGUUUUACUUAUUCUUCUUGGCCAUUCUAGCAGUUUUACCAUUUAUGUAUUUUACGCAGUGGACAUUAACUUCUCUGCUAUGGGAGGGAAAGAAGAAGAAAGUUUAUUGAGAGAAGAAAGGUAGAGAAGGGGGAGGAAGAGAAUGAUUGAGAUA
Molecule: messenger RNA, 963 nt
Organism: Spodoptera litura
Lineage: Eukaryota; Metazoa; Arthropoda; Insecta; Lepidoptera; Noctuidae
Product: androgen-induced gene 1 protein-like
Cellular component (GO): endomembrane system; membrane
Source: RefSeq, a predicted model, not a curated record